Cyphomyrmex costatus is the source of this 2130-nucleotide messenger RNA. RefSeq names its product nuclear pore complex protein Nup88 (gene mbo). Gene Ontology annotation, cellular component: nuclear pore. The transcript is spliced from 14 exons. Gene Ontology annotation, molecular function: structural constituent of nuclear pore. Bases 1 to 2130 code for a protein of 709 amino acids. Lineage: Eukaryota; Metazoa; Arthropoda; Insecta; Hymenoptera; Formicidae. The record is from RefSeq and is a predicted model, not a curated record. Gene Ontology annotation, biological process: mRNA export from nucleus; ribosomal small subunit export from nucleus; protein import into nucleus.
AUGUCAUCGUGCACGGACUUGUUGCGUCUGAACGAGAAGGGGCUAUUCAAGGAUAUCAAGGCGAGUCUAUCGAGCGGCGCGAAGGAAACACGGAACAUCCUCGAGAUUCGCGACAACGUGCUGUACGUGUGGAAUGCCGACAAGUGUUGCGUGCUUACGCUCAACAUCGCGGCGACCCGCGGCAAGGUCGGCGAAGAUGUCCCUUACCAGACGCUACGACCAACGGAUCCCCCCAUAUUUGAAGUCACAAACGUACUGAUAAACGAGACAGCAACGCAAUUGGCACUAUGGGGUAAACUGGGCAUUGCUCUCGUGGAAUUGCCGAAGCGAUGGGGCAAGGACGCCGUUUACGAAGGCGGCAAAAAAGAGAUUCUGUGCACGAAUCAUAAUUUCGGCGACUUUGGAGCAACCACGGAGAUUCAACGAGUACGAUGGCAUCCGGGUUCUACGAACGACUCACAUCUACUGGUUUUGACAUCUGAAAAUUCUUUCCGUUUAUAUGAAUGCGACCUGGGUGAUGCACCAAGACUCGUAAAAUGCUGGAAGGUCGGCCGCGCACCAUCGAGCUCGCCCUCGAAGAUACCUGAUUUUACUUCCCUCGGCGAAACUGCAGUGGAUUUCGAUUUCGCCACUCCUACUUUGAGGAAACCAGAAAUGUUCGUCAACACUAUUGAGAUAAAAGAAGCAAUAGAUUGGAAUCAAAUCGAAUGGCCGAUCUUGGUGCUCCGUGGAAACGGUGAAGUACUAAUUGUUCGUGGGAACGUUUUAUUAGAGAGCUGUGAGAAUCCAGUGGUAUUGGGUUCGCUGUCCAUGUAUCCGUCGACCGAUGAUAAUUACGGGAUAGAUUCAUGCUCUAUCAUGUGCUUGCAAACUACUCCGCCGAUAGUGGUCAUCGCCAUGUGCACCGGAAAGAUUUAUCACGCAAUACUGCUGCGCGAAAUAUUGGACGACGAUGACGACGACAGAAAGACUUGGUCGCAAUAUGGUUCAAACUAUAGUCUUCAUACGCCGGACGAUGCACUUUACGUUUACGAAUGCGUCGAACUGGAACUGGGUCUUCUUUUUACGGAUGAUGAUAAAAAAUAUAAUUGUCCCAUCCACCUUCAUUGCGAUAAAGGCAACAAAUCGAGAUAUUUUUGUUCUCACAAUGCUGGGAUUCACAUGGUGAGUUUACCGAUGGUUUCUCAACUGGAGGAGUUAAUACACGGCAAUAAAAAUAAUAGCGGGAAUUAUUUACCAUCGUUAUUAAACCAAUCGGUUUUACAAUAUCUGUUUUCCACGAGAACUAAGCACACAAAUGUAGAUGAAGCUACACCGAUAUUAGGUUUCGGUCUUCUUCAAGAACCUUGUGUUCUAAUCGCGUUGCUACACACAGGCGUUGUCAUCGAUCUCUCAGUUAUAGACCUUUAUUAUCUCCCAAGAAUUGAGCAGCUAGAACCGGUCAUGAAUACUGCAAAAAAGGUGAAUAAGGAACCGUUCGAUGUAUAUAUCAAGAAAUUACUAAGACGAGAUGUAUCGCAACCAAUAACUAAGAUAGGAUCUCGCUCGAUGUCCUUAAACGAAUCCCUAGAGUUAUUGUAUCACGCCACAAAUAUUUUUCGUACUCAACACUUUGUCGGACACGACAAAGUUAGGGAAGAAAUUGGCAAGAAGGUUCGUACUUUGAAGGCUUUGAAAAGCCAUUUAUUAAAAGAACUCGACACCUUGAUGGAGACAAAAAAAGAAUUGCGACAGACCGCCGAACGUUUAGCUGAACGAUACGAAGAUAUUAAUGAUAAACAGAAAGAAUUGGCUCGUAGAGCAGAAGAAGUUCUAAGAUUGGUAAAUUAUAAAGAACCUUCAAUGACUUCUAUUGAGCGAGCAGAGGCGGAAGAAUUGAAGAAAAUGGAUACGAAGAUACAUGAUAUGCAGAUCCGACUUGAACAGCUCAAGAAAAAAUCUGCUCAACAGACUGUGCAAACAAAUGGUACCGAAUUUAAUGAAAAGAGGAAAGAAAUUGUUUUCACACACAAUCAAGAGGAAGUUGCAAAGGAAAAUCUUCGUCAUAUGGCAAAAAAUAUAAAAAAUUUGGUAGAUCAGGUAAAGCAGAUUAAAGCAGAAAUUAGUCUUUCAUAUAUUAGUAAACAGUAA